Molecule: messenger RNA, 1134 nt
Organism: Saccoglossus kowalevskii
Lineage: Eukaryota; Metazoa; Hemichordata; Enteropneusta; Harrimaniidae
Source: RefSeq, a predicted model, not a curated record
UGUGUUAUUGGUUGUUAUUCUGUUGUCAUGCACGGUCGAAUCAAGACGCAUGAGAAGAGGAGGAGCACCACCAAGACGAUCACCAAAGUCCCGGUCAGAUUGUCCAUCAAGUUGUCAUUGUGCUGGCGAUGCGGCAAUUUGUUGGCAGCCAUUUUCAAAAGACACUCUCUUGCCAUCUAAGUACAAAACACUUCAGGUCGUGGACAUGUCUGUUAAAGAUAUUACUACUAUACUGGUUAACACUCCUUCCAUCGAAACACUAGUAUUGAGAGAUUCGAGACAAAACAGGAUUACUUCUGUUCCAACAGAUUUUUUUUCUCAACUGGUUAACCUGAAAUUUCUGAAUAUACCAACUAUGAGAAGAAGAGAAUUGCCACUUAAUAUCGUCCAAGCAUUGAAACAUGUAAAUAACCUCGAAAAGUUGAAUAUCGAUAAAAAUAAAAUGCCCUGUUCUUGUGAUCUUUUGGACUUGGUUGAUGCACGUGGCAUUGAGCUUAUUGGACCUGGUUUCCAGCCUGUACGAGGUUGCAAACGCAACGGAUUUCCCAUUGACACGUACAAUUUUGAUACAUUCGUCUCAGUGUGUGAUGAUAUGAGAUCGGCUGUCACUGAUUCGGAAUUUGAAGACGAUAGCAUUCAGGGUAUAGAGUUAACUACCGAUGGUCAUGCAAUAACAACGGCACGGUUUACUGAACGUGGGCAAGCUAAUGUAGAAGAUCCUCAGCACGCGAUCAACAUAAUGGGUGAUUUGGAAUCCAGUGAAGAAGGUAAACUCAAGGGCGUUUUUUCCGAUUUAGGCGCCGAUGAUGAUUUGUAUGAGUACUAUGAAGUAGAUCCCAACUUUGGGGAAACUUUUCAGGCUGAAUUUGAAGCGAACCAGUUCGAGCAUACGUUCGUUAACUCCCAGAAUGAACGAGAAAAUAUUGUGGACAUCGGCCUGGACAUCAACGACCAAUAUGACCUUGCAUUGUUACUUCGUUAUCUCCGGCGAUCUAAACUGUUACAAAACGUUGAAGUCGAUGAUGUCCUGGAAAUAUAAUCUACUUUGCCGAAAACACUGUAUGACCCAACCGUCUAUGAAUAUUUUUAAAUGUCAAAACGAAACAAAAAUGAAAUAAAAUUUCUGAAACCUCA